GAUGCAGCUAGUACUUUAGUAUGUUUUGAAGAGGAGAAAAGGUAAAUGUCAGAAUGUGAAAGAUUUCGUGUGCAUCUAUGUCAAUUACGUCAACGUCACAGGAUUGCUUGACACUUCAGUCUGAACAUCGCAUAAUUUUUUACAAUUUUCGUCGAUACGUCAGUUUACAUUAUUAGCUCGUCUGUAUCAUUUAUUUUACAACUUUAUUUUAUUACAACUCAACGUUCAGUUCAAUUUAAGCCAUUUGAUACGAGUGUCGUGUUCAGAGACAUUAUAUUCUUGACGUAAUUUCACAAGUACUACAAUAAAGUACCCAAAGUAGUAAAGUAAUAAUAUAACAUUAGUAUUAUUUUACUUUACGCAAAGUUAAAUUGGACACAGUAAUUAAAUAACAAUAUUUAAUAAAUACUAAGGUCAGAAAGUUGGAUGUUAAUUUUUAAAACUGAAGUUUCUGAAAGAGCUAAAGAAAAUAAGCAUGUCAACAAAACAUUUACCACUAUUCCUGGAAGGUGAGGUAACUAAAGGUUUCGGAAGAGGAUCUAAGGAUCUCGGGUGCCCUACAGCAAACUAUCCUUUGGAAGUGGUACAGUCUUUACCCAAAGAUCUUGAGCCAGGAGUAUAUUAUGGAUGGGCACAGGUAGACAAAGGUGAUAUCUAUAAAAUGGUGGCAAAUAUCGGCUGGUGUCCUUUUUACCAAAACAAGCAAAUGUCUGUGGAAACUCACAUUAUGCACAAAUUUGACAAAGACUUCUAUGGAUCACAAUUGAAAAUAGCUCUGGUGGGAUAUCUAAGAGGAGAAAAGAACUUUAACUCUUUAGAUGAUCUUAUUAACGCAAUCAAGCAAGAUAUUGCGAAUGCAGAAAAAAGUUUGGAACAGCCCGAAGCACAAAAUAUCAAGAACAAUAAAUAUUUUGAUUAUUAAAUAUUUAAGAUCAUACAUUCUAGACAAUUUUCUAAUAAUUACGAAUUUAUAAUGAAAGUUAAUAGUUACAUUGUUAUUAUUACAAUUAUUUAAUUAAAUUAAUUUGUUAUUGUUUGUCUAAUGACAUAUUUUUUUGUUUUACUUUGAAGUG
This is a messenger RNA of Spodoptera exigua (beet armyworm), 1073 nucleotides long. Lineage: Eukaryota; Metazoa; Arthropoda; Insecta; Lepidoptera; Noctuidae. The record is from the annotation of a GenBank genome assembly.